Messenger RNA from Acanthosepion pharaonis, 729 nucleotides. Lineage: Eukaryota; Metazoa; Mollusca; Cephalopoda; Sepiida; Sepiidae. The record is from the annotation of a GenBank genome assembly.
AUGGCUUUCUAUCUAUCUAUCUAUCUAUCUAUCUAUCUAUCUAUCUAUCUAUCUAUCUAUCUAUCUAUCAUAUAUGAUGAAAUAUACCACUUUCUUCCAACUGUUGAUUCUUUCAUUUUGGUGCCUCUGUAUCUUUUCAUGGUUAUGGAAGCGGGAUAUAUGAUAUCAAAGAUCAAGUGUCCAUCCAGCGAUGAUGCCAUGGUAUAUGGAAGUACAUCUAUUCACUGUCACCAUUUGCUGGCAUGUAUACACAAAGGGAAAAGAUUUCGAUCCCUAAGCCACAGAAUAGACGAGAAAAGCAAUCAUUCAGUAAAUUUUCUGCUCUUGUUUGUCUGCUGCUGCUGCUCACGUGCAAGUGGCUCACUAUUGACUGUCCAUCUUGUGAAUGUUGGCUGUGGCCCUGCUGAAGAGCGUGUACUGCUCACAGGGCUGCAUGCAGUUGCAGAUAUCUACUGUGAAUGUUGUAAGACCACCCUUGGCUGGAAAUAUGAGCAUGCCUUUGAAACCAGUCAGAAAUACAAAGAAGGCAAAUUUAUCAUAGAGUGUUUUGUUUGUUUCUGUGGUUGGUUCGUAAUAUCUCUCUUUUGUCUAGCAUCAUUUCGCCACUCUCAAGUGUCUCAGCCAGAGGCCUUGUUAAAACCUUGGUUUCUGUGCAAGAGUUACUUUUGGGGCUCUCUUUUCUUGUUUAUUCACAUAAUCAAAAUGAAUAGCUUAACAGAAAAAAAUUAA